AUGAUUCGUAGUGUUGCAAGCGAGCCAAAACAAGCCAGUGAAGUCCCUCCAGUGGCCAGCCCUUUGGCCGAUACCGACGUCCUUUCUGUUGCCUCGAGCGUUAAAUAUCACCAGGAUUUCACGCCGCUUUACUCCCCGGCUGCAUCGUCCUCACCUCAAGCUGCAUACGUUGCCACAGCACAGAGCAUCCGUGACACUCUUAUUGAGCGGUGGAAUGAGACCGCUGACCACUUUAACAAAGCCAAUGGGAAGGAGGUCGCUUACAUAUCGAUGGAGUUUCUUCAGGGCCGCGCUUUGAUCAAUGCGUUGGGUAAUUUGGAGCUCACUGGUGCUUACGCUGAUGCCCUGAAGAAGCUUGGGGUGUCUCUUGAGGACCUUGUUGAGCAGGAGCCGAAUGCUGCUCUGGGUAACGGUGGUCUUGGACGUCUCGCUUCAUGCUUCCUUGAUUCGAUUGCCACACUGAACUAUCCUGGCUUCGGUUAUGGCCUGAGGUACAAGUACGGCCUGUUCCGUCAGGAGAUCACUGAAGACGGUCAAAAGGAGUACGCAGAGAAUUGGCUGGAGACCGAGUACCCGUGGGAGGUGGUUCGUAACGAUAUUCAUUAUCCUGUCAAAUUCUUCGGUCAUGUUGAAGACGGUCCUGAUGGCAGGAAGAAGUGGGUUGGAGGCGAGAACAUGAAGGCCCUUGCAUACGACCUCCCUAUUCCAGGAUACAAGACCAAGAACACGAUCAGCUUGCGCAUGUGGUCGACUGAGAUUCUGGCUUCUGACUUCGAUUUGGCGGCAUUCAACGCUGGCGAAUAUGAUCGCGCUGUUGCUGGACAAGCCACUGCCAACCAGAUCUGCGCGGUUCUUUACCCCGGGGAUGGAUCUUACGAGGGCAAGUUGCUCCGUCUUAAGCAGCAGUACCUCCUUUGCUCGGCCUCUCUGCAGGAUAUCCUAGCUCGGUUUGAGUCUAGGAACGGCCCGAACUGGCAGCUGCUGCCCCAGAAGGUAGCUUUGCAGAUGAAUGACACACAUCCCACUCUCGCUGCUCCUGAGCUUAUGAGGAUUCUGGUCGACGAGAAGGGUCUCAGUUGGGACGAGGCCUGGAAGAUCACGCAGGGAACUGUCGCCUACACGAAUCAUACUGUGCUCCCCGAAGCUCUGGAGAAGUGGUCCCAGGAUCUGGUCAAGAAGCUGCUGCCGCGUCAUUUCCAGAUCAUCCAACGCAUUGACGAAGAGUUCAUUGAUCUCGUGGUGAAGACUGUUGGUCUUGGAGACCUUCCGCUGUUGGUGAAGAAGAUCAACAGCAUGCGCAUUCUUGACGGAUCCGAUUUCCCUUCCAAAGUGAAGGCCCUUAUUGAGGCGAAGCAGAAAGAGAACGAGGAAGCUGAAGCAGCUGCCGAGGCUGCUGCAAAGGCUGCUGCUGUGGCCAAGGCAGCCGAGAACGGUACUGAAGUUGAGAAGGAACCGAAAAAGGCCAAGAAGGACAAGGAGGAGCUGCCGUUUGUGAAAGGUCCGGAGGUGGUGCGCAUGGCCAACCUUUGUGUGAUUGCUGGGCAUGCUGUGAAUGGCGUGGCGGAGAUUCACAGUGACAUUGUGAAGAACGAGGUCUUCAAUGACUUCUACCAACUUUGGCCGGAAAAGUUCCAGAACAAGACCAAUGGCGUAACUCCUCGUCGGUGGAUGAAGUUCUGCAACCCUGAGCUCAGUGCUGUCAUCACCAAGUGGUUGGGCUCUGACGAUUGGGUUCUGAAUGCUGACAAGCUUUCCGGCCUUGCUAAGUUCGCUGACAACGCGGAUCUCCAAAAGGAGUGGGUUGCUGCCAAACGUGCCAGAAAGGAGAUUCUGGCCGCUUGGAUCAAGGAGAAGACUGGUUAUACGAUCAACCCCGAUGUCAUGUUCGACAUCCAGGUCAAGCGCAUUCAUGAAUACAAGCGGCAGCUCCUCAACAUUUUGGGAGUUGUGUAUCGUUACAAGAAAAUGAAGGAGAUGUCCCCAGAGCAGCGCCGUGCUCGCUUUGCACCCCGUGCAGUGAUCUUUGGGGGCAAGGCUUUUGCCACAUACGUUCAGGCGAAGCGGAUCGUGAAGUUCAUCUGUGAUGUGGCGAAGACUGUGAACAAUGACCCUGAAAUUGGUGACCUGCUCAAGGUGGUUUUUGUUCCUGAUUACAAUGUCAGUGUGGCAGAGGUCCUGAUUCCAGCAAGUGAACUGUCCCAGCACAUCAGCACUGCUGGCAUGGAAGCAAGUGGAACCAGCAACAUGAAGUUUUCCAUGAAUGGUUGUGUCCUUAUCGGCACUUUGGAUGGUGCAAACGUGGAGAUCCGCGAGGAGGUUGGGGAGGAUAAUUUCUUCCUCUUCGGUGCCCGGGCUGAAGAGAUUGCAGGCCUACGCAUUCAGCGUGCUGAGGGCAAGUUUGUUCCUGACCCCCGGUUCGAGGAGGUGAAGGCAUAUGUGCGCUCAGGUGUUUUCGGCUCGUACAACUAUGAUGAACUGAUGGGUUCGUUGGAGGGCAACGAGGGAUAUGGCCGGGCCGAUUACUUCCUUGUGGGCUAUGACUUCCCCUCGUACAUUGAAUGCCAGGAGAAGGUGGAUGAGGCCUACCGCAAUCAGGAGAGGUGGACUCGGUCUUCCAUCCUCAACACUGCCUUCUCUGGCAAGUUCAGCAGUGACCGAACCAUUCGUGACUACGCAAACGAGAUCUGGGGACUGGAAUCAUCACCCGUGGCAUGA
Molecule: messenger RNA, 2715 nt
Organism: Closterium sp. Yama58-4
Lineage: Eukaryota; Viridiplantae; Streptophyta; Zygnematophyceae; Desmidiales; Closteriaceae
Source: the annotation of a GenBank genome assembly